Messenger RNA from Cucurbita pepo subsp. pepo (vegetable marrow), 1623 nucleotides. NCBI's taxonomy places the organism in Eukaryota, Viridiplantae, Streptophyta, Magnoliopsida, Cucurbitales, Cucurbitaceae. The record is from RefSeq and is a predicted model, not a curated record.
AAAAAGCGUCCAUCACCGAUCACCAUUCACCAUUCACCAAUACGGAUACAUAAGCGUUUCCUUCCUUCUCUCUCCUGAAAUCCUGGUUUCAUUUUUUGUUGCAAAGCCUUUUUCGACAAAAAAGUAUUCUGGUCUCCCUCUUUUCCCUCUUCCAAGAACUAUUUGGAUUGGAUUCUUCUUCUUCUUCAUCAUCGUCAUCAGCGCAGAUGAGACCGCUCCAGCCGCCACAGGGUGUGAAUCCGACCACCGAUCGUCCUCGUCGCCGUCCCAAUCUAACUCUUCCUCUUCCGCAGCGGGACAAUACGUCUUUGGCGGUUCCUCUCCCUUUGCCUCCUACCUCCUCCAACGCUGCGCCUCCUUCCACCAGUCAACUUCACAACGGCAACCGCCCGCCGGAUCCUCUUCCUCAGCAGCAUCAGCCUUUUAGCCUUGCGGACUUCGAGAGAGUGAGCCGAAUCGGAAGUGGAUGUGGAGGUACCGUCUACAAAGUGAUUCACCGACCUUCUGGCCGCGUCUAUGCUCUCAAGGUUAUUUAUGGUAACCAUGAGGAUGCGGUUAGGCUCCAGAUGGGCCGAGAGGUCAAGAUCCUUCGCGACGUUGACAAUCCCUAUGUGGUCAAGUGCCAUGAUAUGUUCGAUCAUAACGGGGAAAUCCAGGUUCUCCUUGAGUACAUGGAUCGGGGCUCUUUGGAAGGAACGCAUAUCCCUCAGGAGCACCAUCUCUCUGAUUUGGCUCGCCAGAUUCUUAGUGGCCUCGCCUAUCUCCAUAGCCGCCGCAUCGUCCAUCGCGACAUCAAGCCUUCGAAUCUCCUCAUCAAUUCCCGAAGGCAGGUUAAGAUCGCUGAUUUCGGCGUCGGUCGAAUCUUGGAACAGACUAUGGAUCCUUGCAAUUCCUCGGUUGGAACUAUUGCGUACAUGAGCCCUGAGAGAAUCAAUUCCGAUCUAAAUCAGGGCCAGUACAAUGGCUAUGCUGGGGACAUUUGGAGCUUUGGGGUUAGCAUAUUGGAAUUCUAUCUCGGACGGUUUCCUCUCGCUGUCGAGAGGCCUGGGGAUUGGGCGAGCUUGAUGUGCGCUAUAUGUAUGGCUCAGCCACCGGAGGCGCCGCCAACUGCUUCGUCGGAGUUUCGCCACUUCAUUGCCUGUUGUUUGCAGAGAGAGGCUCGGAGAAGAUGGACUGCAGCUGCAUUACUGGAACAUCCGUUCAUAACGACGAAAAAUGGAGCGAAUCAAUACCAGAAUCAGCCGGCUCAUCACCAGAAUCUUCGUCAACUGUUACCUCCUCCGCCCCUUCAUCCUUCCAGCCUUUCCUGAGAAAGACAGCCUUUAAUAUUUUGUUUCUCCUUUUUUUCUUGAAUUACUCUGUCUUCCUGAGAAGCAUGGCGCCAUUAUUGUCCUGUAAUUUGCCUGGCAUAGCCGAAAGGGAUGGUAAAUUAUUUGCUGUUUAGAUCAGUAAAUCAUAUGUUUUUCACAACAUUUUUCAGAACAAUGCAAAAAUUCUGUAAUCUUUUGCCGGUGGCUGAAAUAUUAAGCUAAGUCAAAUUCGUUUAAGCUUUCCUUAACUCAAUGCUCUUUAGAUUAGAUUGUGGUCUUCUUUUGGAUAUAUAUGACUGUUCUUAUUCGCUUU